Messenger RNA from Torulaspora delbrueckii, 4842 nucleotides. It is a transcript of the gene ESP1, whose product is annotated as separase. The transcript has a single exon. Gene Ontology annotation, cellular component: mitotic spindle; centrosome; cytoplasm. NCBI's taxonomy places the organism in Eukaryota, Fungi, Ascomycota, Saccharomycetes, Saccharomycetales, Saccharomycetaceae. Gene Ontology annotation, biological process: meiotic chromosome separation; proteolysis. Gene Ontology annotation, molecular function: cysteine-type endopeptidase activity. The record is from RefSeq and is a predicted model, not a curated record. The coding region runs from base 1 to 4842 and encodes 1613 amino acids.
AUGUCGAAGCCCGAAGAGCCCUUGAAUGAGGUGAGUUUGAAUACACCAGCGAGAAAACAGGCUCUGGAUCCCCUCAAUACCAUUUCAGGACUUUCAUUCGCUAAGUCUGGGAGUGAAAAUGCGUAUCGGUUUGAACCUAGGAGGACUCACGUAUCGAGUAAAUACAUAAGUCAUCACUAUGAGUUCAUCUCUCAGGCGUUGAAACAGAAAAGCUCUAUUAAGAAUCAGAUUGAUCUUAUACAUCAGUCUUUGAGUGAGCUGUACAGGAUAUUCAUUCGCGUGCAUUCGUGGGAUAAUUUACGAUUAUUAGUGAAGCGGCACUUAAUGGUUAUUGUGGGUCUGUUGAAUGAAGGUGACAUCGCAGCUGCUAUCAAAGAGAUACUACAUCUUUAUAAUGAAACGACUUAUCACAAAGUGCGCGAUCUUCAUGGAAUUUUAUUGGCCGAUUGUACUUCAUGUAACGAUCAUUACCUUUCGAACCUCAAGCUGUUAGCCCUGCAAGCUAUUCUGAAAAAUAAAGCAUCCCAGGAAUAUCAAAGUUCGAUUGUUAAAUUUUUUGCAUUAGACCAUCGUUAUCUCCUGAAAAUGUGCAAGUUGAAGAUUCACAUGGUUGUACAGUUGUUGCUCAAUUUCUUUACAGUACUACCGCAUUUCAAAGUCCUUUUUGGUUUGAAGUUUUUACAAUACCUCAAACAGUUUAGUCUUCAGUUCGAAACCUACAUCGUAAACAUGGACCCUUCAUUGUUUCGAAAACAGUUAAAAUUACGUUCAUCCGAAAUGGUCCCUGAAUGUGAGUUUUAUCUACGAUGUUACUACGAUCAAUAUUCGAUCCAUGACACAUCGCCAGAAAAGAUUAUGCAUAAUGAGUUGGCCAAGGAAAAAGAGACCGAGAACUUCUCUUUGAAAAUUUUGAUUGACGAGAAUAAGACGAAAUCAGAUCUGACCUUUUUGCUGAAAUACAAGAUGCAUCGGGUCCUCGAUAUCGUUACAGAAAGUUUUAAUGCAACAGAAAGUAUACCGUUCGCGGGACACCUGGUAUUACUGACAAACACUUGGGAAGUCAUAAGAUUUGGUGGGCUGCAGGAAAGCAAUAACAAAAAGGCAUUUUUCGACAGGACAUUACUUUUCCUGAAUUCCAAAAUGAGUUUGGUGGAACAUAAUGAGACUUCUUUCAAUGAAAUUUUGAACAUAAUGGCAGAAUACUGUAUCGACAGCAAUCAGCUGAAGAGAUUGUCAAAUGUCGUAAACGUACUUUUCAAUUGCUUUGUUGUUUCAAAAAAAUUGGACUUUCUGAAGCUGGCUGCCAAAUUCGAAGGUGAAAGUUACUUGAAAAACGACAGCAAGUCUUCGCGACCAUUAGUUGAGAAAUUCGAGAAGUUUUUAUCGCGAGUAAGCGAUCCUCGAGACAAAUUGCACAUAUUUGGAUAUUUGUUCAACUUUCAAAUGGCAGGCGACGAAAGUUUAGGAACAAUUCAAACGUUUUGUCAGAAUGUUUACAUUCGUUGCUUUCCGAAAUUGAGACUCACAAAGUUUGCUGAUUUUGAUUUCUGCUCAGAAGUCAUGAUGGCCUUUCUUUAUGGCAGCUCUCCCCUCAAGGGAACACCCCCAGCAAAUUGGUCACCUAUAACGCGGAUGCUAUUUUCAUGCUUGUCGGGUACAUUCCAUCUUAACACAAUAGAGAUAAAUCCUGAGCCAAAUAAAUGGCAUUCUCUCUACAAGUACGAAGUUCUCAUCAAGGCGGCAUACUGUUUUAACAUUGAGAUGAGUAAGCACAGUACAUUGAAUCUUGCCUCAAUAGUGAAAAGCUAUGUGAAUAAGUGGAUAAACAGCAAGUCAGACUGGAGGGAAAAAGCUACCACCUUUGAAAUGGACUUUCUAAACAUACUAUUGGAAUACCUUGCUUUUAACAAUUUUGACAAACUAAUUGUUGAGUUAAUUCAAUGUCUCCGAUCCAAGAAGGUCAUAUAUGAACGCAUAUUGGAUGAUUUAAAGGUUUACUUAUUAUCAGCAUACAUCAACCUUCAGAUGGUUGACAACAUUACUGCCUUCAAAGACGAAUUCAACUGUACAGCAUUUGAUUUCAAAUCGACCAAACUUGAGCCGCUGUUGCAAUAUUUAGAGACAAAAUUGCUAAUCGUUGCCUGGGAUAGGGACUAUGAGGUGUUUGAGACACUAUUCGUACAGGAGUUGCCCAAGAUCGGAGAAGAAGUACUUGAUAUCGAUAACAACUCAAAAAAACUUUAUCUCAGUACAUUAAAGUCAUACUUUUUAACUAUCAACCUAUUGGUCGCAGCUUCCACACUACAGCUUUCAAGAAACAAUGUACUGGCUGCAGUCAUCGAAAGUAAGAAGGCUUUAAAGCUAUCUACUUCUCUUAUUAAGAGAUCAAACAAACUUUCGGAAAGAUCAAGAUUGAAAGUCGUUCAUUCCUUGACAUCUUCUUACCUAAAAUUACUGUCACUUUACAUUCACAUAGGAGUUGCCCGAGACUGUGAUUUUUACGCCAGUGAGCUAUCAAGUGUAAUCUGUGAACUGAAUGAACCUUCGGUGGUGUUCAAGUGCUUGCAGUUUUUGCAUCAGUACUAUCAGCUUACCGGGCAAGCAGAACUUGCGGCCACUGCUUUAAAAAAGAGUAAUGAUACCUUUGAAUACAUCGACGGAGAGUUUAAUGUUUUAGCAUUGUCAUCAUUCUUCUUCAUUAACGGCGAAUACGAGAAGCUUUUCGAUGGUUUGAAGCUAUUCUUUAUGAAAGAUAUCAAGAAAACAUCUCUCCCAGACUAUUGGCGUUUAAAAAUGGGACACGUCGUCCAAAAUUUUCCCGAGCAUUACAAAUACAAAACUUUGAAUGAUAUAAACAAGAUGAAUGACACGUACCAACGCGUAAUGAAUCAACUAGAAAAUGAUCCAUUUUUCAGAAGUGUCUUUGAUUCAAUGGUGAUCAUUCCUUCAUGUCAUCCACCAAACGAGCUCUUGCCUAAACUAAAUCCACCUCACGCACAAAAGGAAGGUCUCGCUUCAGCUUUGACAGUAUUACCAAGAUCAUCUAACAUGACACCUAAAGACAAGCACAUCAGACAAAAGUUCGACAGAGCUGCAGCAAUUAACCAAUUAAAACUACUCAAGGAUUCUGCUGAGCACCUUGACCUAUCCUCACUGAAGAAUCAUGAGUUGUCUAGAGUCGCUUCAUUUUACUCCUUAGCAUUAUCUCUACUCUCAAAUUUGAGCAUUGGAGGUUCAUUCGUUGAGAGUCUUGUGGAUGAAUUUGCGCUUUCUGAAUUAGCCAAAUGCAUGCCCCUCCAUUAUGACAAGAUACUGACAACAGUUGGUAGCGAUAUUUACGACAAUUUUGGUCUUUUACCAAUCACUUCAUUUACUGAUCCUGUCAAGCUAAAAAGAGAAAAAUCUUUGGAGGACCAAAAAAAAUUACGUGCAAGCUCUGUUCCUUUCAGCGUUAUAUCCAUAGACUUUUGCCCGGUUACGAAGAAUCUGCUGCUCUCCAAAAUCGAAACCUGUCAUGAUCGCAACGUUCAUAUACGUAUGCCUUUGAACCGUACUCACACUCGCGACCUGGACUGUAUGACUUUAACGUUUGAUGACGCCCGAAGGGAGUUAUUCAACAUCAUCGAAAAGAGUAAUGCAAGCACAUCAGUCGAAGUUACAAGUUCAAUUACCACAAAGGACGAGAGAAAGAAAUGGUGGCAGACUAGGUAUGAAUUGGAUCAUAGACUGCAAGAGUUGCUGAACAACAUCGAAGUCUGUUGGUUCAAUGGGAUGAAGGGAUUGUUUGGCCCCGAGAUCAUUGAAGCUGACAUUCUUCAAGAUUUCAGGAUGAAGGUAGAUGACGUUCUGCACCAAAAUUUGCCUAGUAGGAGGCAAAAUGGUAGCCCUGAUAUGUUCCUGCAGGUUGAUGAUUGGAUCAUAGAAUUGAUAAUGAAGUUGAAUCCCCAGCAUGAUGAUUUUGUUUUGAUGAUGGAAGAUUUGAUUUACGUCAUACUGGAUGUUCUUUUGUACCAUGGCGAAGAAAAUGCAUAUGACGAAAUAGAUGUCGGAGUUAUACACAUUCAGUUGGAGGAAAUAGUGAAAGAAUUUAGACCGCGAUUGUUAUCGGCGCAAAAGAUAUCUCAUACUUUUUUGGUAGUAAGCAGUGACUGUCAUAUGUUUCCCUGGGAGAGCUUGUCCUUCUUGAAAGAUAUUUCAGUGACAAGGGUUCCUUCGUUCAGUAUCUUGAAUGAUCUGAUCGCGAAGAGCAAUAAUAAGGUUUCGCCUGAAAUCUCGCUCAGGGAAAACAUAGCUAUGAUCUUGAAUCCUCAUGGUGAUCUAAGGAAAACCGAAUCAAGGUUCUCAGAUCUUUUCAAAGAGAUCGCUAAAAAAAGACCGGACUCAAGUUUGUUAAUAAAUCAAAAGCCAGAUGAGCAAACGUUUCUGAAAAUGGUAAGUUCCUCAAACCUUUUCAUAUAUCUAGGUCAUGGAGGUGGAGAGCAAUACGCUCGUACCAGGGAAAUUAAAAAGUUCGACCACAUUGCCCCGUCUUUUUUACUAGGAUGCUCUUCUGCAUCAAUGGGAUUAUAUGGAAAAUUAGAACCCACAGGUACUGUUUAUUCUUAUCUGCUAGGCGGCUGUUGCUCAGUUUUAGGUAAUCUUUGGGACGUAACAGACAAAGAUAUCGAUAAAUUUAGUGAAAGGGUGUUUGAUGAAAUAGGACUCGGUUGCGGGUCAUCCGAUGGCUCCCAAGAAGGGAGUUGGAUUUCGAAAGCGGUUUCACGUUCCAGGGAUGUAUGUCAUCUCAAGUACUUAAAUGGUGCCGCACCGGUUGUGUACGGUCUUCCAAUGAGGUUCAAAUAG